Molecule: messenger RNA, 4307 nt
Organism: Gasterosteus aculeatus aculeatus (three-spined stickleback)
Lineage: Eukaryota; Metazoa; Chordata; Actinopteri; Perciformes; Gasterosteidae
Source: RefSeq, a predicted model, not a curated record
GUUGCCAGGGAGUUUGUUUCGCCAUGCAGCAAGCGUGGGAUCGGACGAGCAGCACGGAGAGCGUCAAGGGAGCCCACGCGAAAAUGUUGGGGAAAGGACAAAGUGGCGGAUACGCCCCCGAAACAACAGGGGAACUCCUGCAGAGUGCGGUGCCUUUGGACGGCGCCGAUAAGAAGUACCUCCAGGGAGGCGCGGGCAGCGUGCAGGCGGGACCUCAGCAGCAGAACCAGCAGCUCCUGUUGACCCCAGCCAGCCUCCAGCUGGCUCAACUCCAGGCCCAGCUCACCCUCCAUCGUCUGAAAGCGGCUCAGGGUGGCAACUCAGCCGCUGCUGCCACUCUUCUUAAUCAGGUUCUCUCCAAUGUCGCCAUGUCCCAACCCCUGUUCAAUCAACUACGGACCACUAUGGUUGGAAACCCUCAGGGCGCCUUCCCCACAGGGGUACUUGGUUUUUCCUCUUCAAAUUCCGCCCUGGGUGCCAUGGUUGGAGGCGGAUUCAACCAAAACCCAGGCAAUGUGAGAUUGAACCACCCCGGCGGAGGGGGGACGGCGGGCCAACAUGGUUCUGAGUAUGGUAAAACCUCUGCGUCAACUUACCCUUCUGAUACUGACAGACGUCUUCAGUACAACGUAGUUGGUGGCACAUCUGGCGCGUCGGCCCCAGCUGGUGAUGGACAGUACGCGGCGAUCAACACUCAGGCCAAAAACAUGAACAAUGUCGGUUUUCAGAGAGAUUUCUAUGGGCGUGACGUGCCGGGACAACUAGCUGCGUUCAGCGCCAACGAGCAGAACCUGAAUGUUUAUAACGCCGCUGGGCAUAAGGAGCAAUGGAAAAGCCCUGCUGACUUGAGUCACACCGGAGGGGCCGAUAGGGUUCCUAAUGCUGUGUGGACAUCGGCUGGGCAGCCAAUUCGAUCCAGAACGGAACUGUAUAACCCAGAAGAGCCGACCCCUGACCCCAAGUUCAAUCCCAGUGGGGUUUCCUCUUUUGCUUCAAUAGGCUCGCAGGGGUUCGGGUGCUACCAGCCCCUGCAUGGAACUGAGGAUACUGUAUCUUCAUGCACCAGGACACUACAGUCCUACCAAGUUAACGAUUACCAUGCUGUCACACCCUCUCAACUGCCCCAUCAGUGCAGCAUCUGUGACAAAAAGGUCUACAACCUCAAGGACUGGGACCAGCAUGUGAAGGGAAAACUACAUCUGCAGAACUGUGCCUUGUACACAAACGAAAGCUCGGCGGUGGUAUCGGCUGGAGCUGCUCACUACUCUGUCGGUAGGUCUUCUGACGGAGGUCUGAACCCGGUGGGGAUGAACUCCAUGGUCUACUCUGCUGCAAGUCAAGAUGUAUCCACAGGAGUUAAUGCAUCAUACUUGCCAGUUGCAGCCAUGAAGACUUAUCCCACGGCAGACACAGGAUUCGUCUCACCCCAGCAGGAGACAAAGCCAUUUCCACCCAGAAAGGCCACAGCUGGACGAGUCGUUCACAUCUGUAACCUCCCUGAGGGCAGCUGCACGGAGAAUGAUGUCAUCAACCUGGGACUACCCUUUGGCAAAGUCACCAACUACAUCCUCAUGCGCUCGACUCACCAGGCAUUUCUGGAAAUGGCAUAUGUUGAAGCCGCUCAGGCCAUGGUUCAAUACUACCAACUUACUCCCGCUAUGAUUAACGAUCAGAAACUUCUCAUACGAAUGUCUAAGAGGUACAAGGAGCUGCAACUCAAGAAACCAGGUAAAGAUCUUCAGUCCAUCAUCCAGGAUAUCACCUCUCAGCGGGAUCGGGAUGAGAUGCAAGAACCCUACAUACCAGAGAGGGCGCGCUCCCGCAGCCCAAUCAGCCGCUCGCUGAGUCCUCAUUCCCACAGCCCCAGUUUUACAUCGUGCAGCUCCGCCCACAGCCCCCAGGGAGCACCAUGCAGGGGUCCGGAGAGAAACAGCAAUGGCCUGGGCCCCCGUCGGGGCUCUUGGGAUUGGUCAUCACACUUAAGAAGGGGCGAGGACGAAAGGGAGAGAGAUGACCCAUGGAGGAAUGGGGGGACUGUGGAUGACAGCCGGCAAAAUGGACGUUCGGCUGACCGUCGGAAGGCUUACCAGAAGCCCUCGGAUCACAUCAGCUCCAGAUCUGCAGAUGAGCGAGAUGGUGGAGGAGGAGGAGGAGGAGGAGGUGGAAGUGAAGGGAUGAGGGGCAAAAGAGACUGGCCCCCACGAGGCAGCCCUCAUGGCAAGUCCUUCAGCUCCUACAGGAACAUGGAGGAAGAGUUCUACGCAAAGGAACAAAUGUACAAGUCAGACAAGCCACCCAGACCUCCAUACCAGCGGCAUGACACCAAGCCAAAGAGGAGGGAUGGUGGCGACUACCACAGCAGGUCGAGGCAUUCUGAGUUUGGGACAACUGAGGAGCCCCUUCGCAGAACACUAGAAGACAAGAGACAGGGUUCACCAGGAAGAGAAAGGAGCAAGAAGACAAGCAGGAGGUACAUCACUCCGGACAAACAUGAGAAAGAAAACACCACUGAAAAUACUGAUCGCAAGUCAAAAGAAAAAUCUGUUACGCCAAAAGAGUCGACUGGAUGUGCUAAAGAAAGAGACGCUGUGAAGGAGGGAGGACGUGGAGAUGACACCGAUGAAGAGUGUUGGUUUCCCAAGAACAUGGAGGAACUGGUCACUGUGGAUGAAGUGGGAGGAGAAGAUGAUUCCAUCAUUGAGCCAGACCUUCCAGACCUGGAAGAGUGUGCAUCCUGCUCCAAAGAGUCUGCAGAGGAAGAAGCAGUGGGGGAGCAGAUGCCACCAACUAGCUCCUCCUCCUGUGAGGUGCAGGAGACAACUAAUGAAAAGUCUGAUCAGGAAAAGUUCUGCGAGGAUGCUGGAGAGCCGGCAGAAACAUCUAUAAAUGAGGAACCAAUGAGUGCUUUAACUGCAGCCAGUAAUGAAGAGCCGGCACCGGGUCCAGUGACUUCUGAACCGCCAAGCACCAACCUUAUUAACUUCCCCAGUGAGGAGUUCAAGGCUGCCCUGGAGCACGCAUGUUUAGAAGAUAAAGCAACCAAAAGUGAGCCGUCAGAUGAGCCAAUGGAAAACCACAUUUCCGUAUCCGAGGAUAACAAAACCUUGGAAAUGAGACCGGUCUCGGAAACCAUCAAUAACGGGGUUCUACACCAGGAUGGCCAUCAUCAAAAAGAGAUUGAGGCCCCCCCGCCAUCCCGUGAGCAGGACAAAGCUGAACACAGCAUCCCUUUGGGAGUGGAGUUCAUUGUGCGAAAGACCGGAUUCUUCUGUAAACUCUGCGGACUUUUCUACAACAGUGAGGCGACUGCAAAGACCACUCACUGCCGCAGCACUGUACACUACAGGAACCUACAGAAAUACCUGUCCCAGCUGGCGGAGGAGAGUCUGUCGGGGAUUAUGGCUGAAACAGCUGCACACUAACAUCUGCUUGACUUCUCACGCCUUGUGCAGCGAGGAGCAGAGGACAGAUUUGUGUAUGUGCUGUUGGUAACAGCUUACGGACAACUGCAGCAUCGAUAAUGUGACACAUGCAAGCUAGAGUAGGAGGACAAUUGCACUUGUUUUGAUAUUUUGGGGGAAGGGAUGUCUGGGGGUCUUUAUUGGCACUGACAACCACAAAUAUCUCAAUUUUGUAAAUACCUUGGGCUACAAUAUUCAAUUUCCAUUUGGGGGUUUACCAAUUUUCUUACAGAUUAUUUUAUUGGAUUGUGUGUGAUGAAAUGUGUUAUUUCCUGGAAUGCAAAUCAUUUUUAAAUGACGUCUAAUUACUGAGAUGACACAUUGUUACAGUAUUGGUUUAUGUUGCAAAAUGACUUAAAAUUUGUGCCAAGGAAUGUUUUGACAGUUAAAAAUAUGAUUCUCAGGUUUGUUGUAUGCAACGAGUGUGUUUAAUGGAUGUACACACUAUUACAUAUUUAUUUAAAUGUGGUGAUCUAAAGGCUGUUGCUGUUUUUCUGUCAUCUUUUCAUCAUAUCAUUUGGAUUGAUAAUAAUUGAACUCUGCAAGAUAUAUGUAUUUCUUGAAGUUUCAUGUUCAAUUAAAAUCAUACAGCAAUCCCAGUCAUAUUUGCCAACAAAUAUAAUGCGUUAAAUAUGGAAGACCUUAAACUGGACCAUUUGUUUUAUUUAUCAGCUAAGCAUGCAAUUUUUCAUCUGCCAAUGAUUCGUUCGUAGGGAUUAUUAAGCCAAAUUCUGUUUUUGUAUACUGUGAAUACUGAUCCUUAUACAUCAAUGAUAUUGUUUUCUUUGACAAGCUUAUCAUAUGAUUUUUGAUGCAAAAAAACGUAAAUAAACAUUCUAAACUGUA